This is a messenger RNA of Daldinia childiae, 2883 nucleotides long. RefSeq names its product putative beta-glucosidase E. Gene Ontology annotation, molecular function: beta-glucosidase activity. The transcript has a single exon. NCBI's taxonomy places the organism in Eukaryota, Fungi, Ascomycota, Sordariomycetes, Xylariales, Hypoxylaceae. Gene Ontology annotation, biological process: glucan catabolic process. Bases 1 to 2883 code for a protein of 960 amino acids. The record is from RefSeq and is a predicted model, not a curated record.
AUGAGCUCAGGCAAGGAAGGACUAUUAAGUCCAACCUCCAACUACGAGCAAGAGCAGUUCCGCCGUUCCUAUGAUGCUCGUUCUUCAUUCGACUCUGAUCUCGAUGCAACAGAGUUCCUUCAAUCCGACCCCCUCACAUCCUCUAAACCAUCCACCGCGGCUUUCUCUACCCAGCCUCGCAACCGCUGGUUGAGGAAACCAUGCGGCUGUUUCGCCGGCCGUUCGACUAGAUGUAUCAUUGGUUGUUUAACUAUUUUCGCUCUAAUAUGGCUAGCACUUAGCGCAGGCGGCUUCUUCGCAUUUAAGAAAUAUAAACAAUCACCUCCGGAUGGCCUCUCGCCACCAUGGUACCCGACUCCAAAGGGCGGUGCAGCAAAAAGCUGGGCCUCGGCUUAUCAAAAAGCCAGCGAGAUGGUUGCCAAGAUGACAUUACCGGAGAAAGUAAACGUGACGACUGGGACCGGAUGGAAGAUGGGCCCAGCCGUAGGAAACACGGGUCCGGCAGUUCACGUAGGGUUCCCUGCUCUAGCACUUCAGGAUGGUCCGCUAGGUAUUCGGUUUGCCGAUAACGCCACAGCUUUUCCUGCCGGCGUGACUGUCGGUGCGACUUGGAAUAAAGAGCUGAUGUACCAAUGGGGAAACGCCCAUGCGAUAGAAGCUAGAAAGAAGGGAAUCAAUGUUAUUUUAGGUCCUUGUAUCGGUCCAUUGGGCCGCAUGCCAGCAGGUGGACGGAACUGGGAAGGGUUCGGUGCGGAUCCUUAUCUCCAGGGCAUCGCAGCAGCCCAGUCGAUCAAGGGAAUUCAAGAUGAGGGUGUCAUGGCGACUAUUAAACAUUUCGUCGCAAACGAACAGGAGCACUUCCGCCAGCCAUGGGAAUGGGGACUCCCAAACGCUCUUAGUACGAACAUCGACGAUCGGACAAUGCACGAGCUUUACCUAUGGCCGUUUGGAAAUGCUGUCAAGGCCGGCGUUGCAAGCGUCAUGUGCAGCUACAACAUGAUUAACAAUUCGUAUGCGUGCGGCAACUCGAAGCUACUUAAUGGUUUAUUAAGAGACGAGAUGGGUUUUCAAGGAUUCGUAAUGAGCGAUUGGUUAGCACAGAGAAGCGGCGUUGCCAGCGCACUCGCAGGCCUCGACAUGACGAUGCCCGGUGACGGGCUAUUCUGGGAGGAUGGUAAAUCGCUCUGGGGUUCCGAGCUUACGAGAUCCAUCCUCAACGGUUCGGUUCCUCUCGAUAGGUUAAACGACAUGGUUACCAGGAUUGUUGCGGCAUGGUACCAACUAGGUCAGGACGACAAGACCAAGUUUGACCGUAAGGGGCCCAACUUCUCGUCGUGGACAGACGAGCCAGAAGGUACCUUUGCACCCGGAAGCCCUACCGAGCAAGAGAAAGUUCCAGUUAAUCAGUACGUUAACGUCAUGGGUGAUCAUGCCUCUAUUGCACGACAGAUUGCAGCAGAAGGAACUGUCUUACUUAAAAACGAAGGACUACUCCCUCUUCCCUAUAACUCUAGCACUAACUCGAAUGAAACGAUCCGACGCGACAGUCUAUUUCAGAUUGCAAUAUUUGGCGAGGAUGCUGGUGCUGGUGACGGUCCUAAUCACUGUCCAGAUCGCGGUUGUAAUCAGGGCACCUUAGCUUCAGGCUGGGGCUCUGGUUCUGUUGAAUUUCCCUACCUAGUCACUCCCGUCGAGGCACUAACUAAGAAAUGGGAAGAUGACGAGAGCGUCAAGGUUUCGACAUAUCUAACGAAUAAGCCACCAUUCGAAAAACAGCCAGAUAUUCUACAAGAUGCUCAGCUAUGUAUCGUCUUCGCAAACGCUGACUCGGGCGAAGGGUUUAAGGCAUGGGAGGGUGUUAAAGGUGAUCGACCCGAUCUAUUUCUGCAGAAGGGCGGCGAUGAUCUGAUCACUCAGGUUGCCCGAGGGUGCCACGGCGGCACCGGCGAUGUCCUUGUCGUUAUUCACACAGUUGGCCCUGUCCUGAUGGAAAAAUGGAUUGACCUACCCAAUAUCAAAGCGGUCCUCCUCGCAAACUUACCAGGCCAGGAGAGUGGUAAUGCCCUAGCCGAUGUCAUAUUUGGAGAUGUCAACCCUAGCGGAAAGCUACCUUGGACUAUCGGCAAGUCCUUAGAUGAUUACGGUGAAGGUGCUAAAAUCAUGUACCUACCCAACAGCGUCGUGCCGCAGCAGGACUUUAAAGAGGGUUUAUAUGUCGACUACCGCUAUUUCGACAAGUACGAGAUACAGCCGCGGUUCGAGUUCGGUUUCGGUUUAAGCUACACUACAUUCGAGUUCUCUGAUUGCAUCGUCACUGGGCUAAAGGAGAAGAGCGUCCUCCCCGCACCGCGACCCAAGGAUUUUGCAAUUCCUCCAGAAUACGAUGCUACUAUUCCUAACGAGGAGGAGGCGCUCUUUCCUAAAGAUUUUCGAAAGCUUGAAAAAUACGUUUACCCUUAUCUCGAUACUAUCGAUGAUAUAGUAUCAAAUCCUUACCCCUAUCCCGACGGCUACGACGUAAAGCAACCUGCCUCCGGCGCUGGAGGAGACGAAGGUGGAAACCCUGACCUUUGGGAUAUCUACGUUACCGUUUCUGCAAAGGUUACGAACACUGGCGGUAAAGCAGGCCAGGUCGUGCCGCAGCUAUACCUUGGAUAUCCCCAAAGCGAUCUUCCAGUUGACUUCCCGAUCAAGGUGCUGCGCGGAUUUGAUAAGUUUUUGCUGGACCAGGGGGGAAGUAGGACAAUCACAUUUAAUCUAACCAGGCGAGAUCUAAGUUACUGGGACGUCAAUGUACAAAAUUGGGCCAUGGUUGUCGAGGGUGAAUAUCGAUUUAUGGUUGGUCGAAGUUCCAAAGAUUUACCCGUUUCGGGAACUUGGUAG